GCAGCCGGCCGGGCAGAGGCGAGGACUCGCCGGAGAUGGAGGAGAUGCAGCGAGCUGCGCCAUGAAACCCGGGGGCCCGGGCACCUGCUGGCACCUGGCCUCCUUCACCCGGUCCUGGCACAGCCCGGCGGGCCCGGGCGCGCCCCACGUGCCCGCGCAGGAGAGCCGCCCGGCCGGGCGCCCGGCCGCUGAGGGGGGCCUCCUGCCCGCCCCGCCCCGGCUGAGGAGAUGGAGGAGCAGGUGUUCAAGGGGGACCCGGACACCCCCCACUCCAUCUCCUUCUCGGGCAGCGGCUUCCUCUCCUACUACCAGGCGGGGGCGGUGGACGCCCUGCGGGACCUGGCCCCCCGGAUGCUGGACACCGCCCACCGCUUCGCCGGCACGUCGGCGGGCGCCGUGAUCGCCGCCCUGGUCAUCUGCGGCAUCGAGAUGGAUGAGUACCUGCGCGUCCUCAACGUGGGUGUGGCCGAGACGAAGAAGUCCUUCCUGGGGCCCCUGGCGCCCUCCUGCAGGAUGGUGCCCAUGAUGCGGCAGUUCCUGUACCAGGCGCUGCCCGAGGACUCCUACAAGGCCGCCACCGGCAAGCUGCACGUGAGCCUCACCCGCUUCACCGACGGGGAGAGCGUCGUGGUUUCCGAGUACACGUCCAAAGAGGAGCUCAUCGAGGCCCUGUACUGCAGCUGCUUUGUGCCCGUGUACUGCGGCCUCAUCCCCCCGACCUACCGCGGCGUGCGGUACAUCGACGGCGGCUUCACGGGCAUGCAGCCCUGCUCCUUCUGGACAGACGCCAUCACCAUCUCCACCUUCAGCGGCCAGCAGGACAUCUGCCCUCGGGACUGCCCUGCCAUCUUCCAUGACUUCCGCAUGUUCAACUGCUCCUUCCAGUUCUCCCUGGAGAACAUCACCAGGAUGACCCAUGCCCUGUUCCCCCCCGACCUGAUGGCCCUGCACAAUUACUACUACCGAGGGUACGACGAUGCCGUAAUGUACCUGAGGCGGCUGAAUGCUGCUUACCUCAGUUCUCCCUCCAGGAGGGUGAUUUUCCCGCGGGUGGAAGUGUACUGCCAGAUAGAGCUGGCCCUCGGCGGCCAGGGCCCGGAGCACAGCCAGCCCGGCCUCCGGGCGGAGCAGGCCCGGCCGGAGGAAUCCAGGCAGCUCCCCUCACAGCGGGACCCCAGAGAGCGAGAGAGCGGCGGCCACGGCCCGCCUGUGUCCCCGCCUGCACAGCCCCCCGAACCCACACCUGAGCGGCCGGUGGAGUCCCCCGCUCCGGCCCUGGCCGCUGCGUCUGAGCCGCCACCUGCGGGGGCCCCGGGCCCUGCGCCGCCUGUGUCACUCCCCGCUGGGCCCACCCCGCCCAGCUCACCCCCUGGUCUGGCACCGGCGCCACCACAGGAGCAGGCACAACGGACUGGAUCGCCCCCCGAGUCCCCACCCUCACAGCCGUCGCUGUCACUCAGGCCAGGUCCGGGGCCUUCGGCCAGGGGGGCACCUCGUACGCGGCCUCGGUGUCCUUCGGCGUCAGCUGCGCAGCCCCCCGCGGAGGAGCUGGGCUCCGCACAGCCCCAAGCUCCUCUGGCCUCUCUGAGCCCGCGAAGCGCCGCGCCUCCGGCGGACGGGGAGGAGACGGGCAGCCGGCCAGACGCCGCCGGGGCGGGCCCCGCCGCAGCCUCCAGCGGGGUGACCAAGGCGUUCAAGAAGAACAAACCAAAGACCAGUGGCUCCAGAAGAGGCUUCCCGAGGCAGCCACGGCCCAAAAGGCCGGGCGGCAAAGCGCAGUCUGCACCCUGCCCACCCGACAGCUCUGUGCUCUCCACGCCCAAGACUGUGUGGGUCACCUGCAGGCCUUGCCCCAGCGGGAUCCAGGAAUGCAGCAGCCCCGAGGAAGCUGUGAGCCGCGAGAGAGAACUGGAGCUGGAACGGGAGAGGACCUGACGGCCCGGCCGAGCCUUCUCCCACUGUUCUCAGACGCUGUCCCCUCGUCCUCAGCCUUUGGGGGGCCAGGGGGACCCACCAUCAGGCCUGUUGGUGUAGAGGGUCCUGCUUCCCUCCGGCGAGCACCUUCUUGUCUCAACAUCCUCUCAGCUUACACUACCUGCUCUGGACAGACGGGCGGACAGGGACGGGAACUGGGGAGCAUGCAGCGCAGCCCCCUUGUUAGCAGGCCCCGGCAGGGGGGUGCCUUGCUCCCGCCCCAGCCCGCUUGGGCCAGCUGGGUCCCAGCCUCAGGAUGCGGUCCGAGGGGCAAAACUCUGGAGGGCCCAGCAGGGCUGAGCCACGGACACCUCCCUGUUCCCUGUGGGGUCAGGAAAGCACAUUCCUGAGUUUUGUUUCCCAUUCACACAGCCAACUACAGGCUCCACGCGGACUGGCCGCCGCCUCGGCCGCCACUGGAACCCGCGAUGGAGCUGCGGUGGCAGCAGCCCCCGGGUCCGGGGCUGGGGGGCUGCGAGGGGGGCUGGCGGCUCUGCCCCCCUGAGUGGGUGGCUUUAGAGGAAACGGGCCAGACGUCCCCCCUCCCCCGGCCCGAAUGAGGACAGACUCCGCUGUUCACACCGAAGGGAAAGGUUCCACAAGAAAGACAGCUUCAGCCUCAGUUUCCCCAGCCUGUCCUGAAAAACCAGCCCCUCCAGCCCGGCCGGGCCGGGCCCCGUGAGGAAGCCCAGGCUGUCCGAGGCCUCGGACGCGUUUGCCUAACAGGUCCUCGAACCCCGAACCCAGGGGCUGGGUGGAAGUGGCCCUGACCAGACUGGGCACCAGGAGGACGGAGCAGAUUUAGCCUGGGGGGCGGGGCUGAUGGAAGGAGGCCCCGGUGGAGCCUGCGUGUAACGGGGACCACAUUGGGGAACACGAGUCUUCGCGAGCCCCCUCAGAAGCUUCUGCCGGAGGACCCGGAUGUGCCGGGAGAGGCCGGAGCGGAGUCCAGUCUCCGGCGUGUGGACCCCGGCCCGCCCGGCUCUGUGGCCCAGAGCGGUUCUGGGAGUCCAGCCUUUCCUCCUGCAGGUGGCUAGGCCCAGAGGCCUGAGCCUGGAGGUGUGUGGGUGGGGGACCCCGUUUGCACAGCUCCGGAGAGUGUGCCCCUGGUGUGCAAGGGAGACCUGCGUAGGCUCGUACCUGCUGACUCAGCUCAGAGCCCGGCGGCAGAGCCCAGAUGCUCCCAUGCUACCGUUACAAGCACCAGUAAGUCCCCUUGCAUAUUUCCUUCAUUUUGCUUGAUUUUCUUUUCCCCCAUUUUGAGGUAAUCAAGAGAAUUCUUCCUGCAUUAGUUUCAGGGCUGCCAGAUAAAACACUGGAAGCUUUGUUAAAUUUGCAUUCAGAUAAAUCAUGAAUAUUUAUUUAGUAUAAGUAUGUCCCCAAUAUUGCAAUUAUUAUUAUUAUUUUUUGUAUAUCUGAAAUUCAAAUUUAACAGGGCCACCGUGUUCUUGCUUGCUAAUUAGUUCCUUUCUCCUUCUUACGCUUUUAAAAACAAAAACAAUAAAAAACACACAAAUGGAUUUUUUUUAUUUUUUAAGCCAGUCGCCCUGCUUUGUAACUGGGAGGUCUCUCUGGUGCCAAGGCCAAGGCCAGCACACUCUGGUUUUCCGAAUAAGCGAAUCUGAAUGGCAGCGACAGUGCGGCCCUCUGUGACUAACACCCCGAACUCGACCAGUUCUCCGCUGACCCCGCUACCCCUGACUCACCCGCUCAGCCUCCUGAUGGCUCGGGUGAGGCGCUGGGCUAAUUAUGUCCUGAUGUCACUUGCCCACCUUCAGAAGCCUUCGGAGCAGCAGGGCCUCCAUGUGCUGCAGGGCUCUUGCAGAGCUCCUCGGUCUGAGCCGAGGGAGGCCCUCCCUCAUACGAGGUCCACCACCCCAUGUUCCCAAAGGCAUGGAAGCCCCCUAACCAGCGAGGUCCAUUAGCAUCCCGAGGGCGGGACUGUGCCUUUUGCAUCCGCCCUGGCCCAUGGUGAGUGCUCGGUGGUUUGGUAGAUGA
Molecule: messenger RNA, 3972 nt
Organism: Pipistrellus kuhlii (Kuhl's pipistrelle)
Lineage: Eukaryota; Metazoa; Chordata; Mammalia; Chiroptera; Vespertilionidae
Gene: PNPLA1
Product: patatin like phospholipase domain containing 1
Exons: 10
Coding region: 229-1935 (568 amino acids)
Biological process (GO): triglyceride catabolic process; lipid homeostasis
Cellular component (GO): membrane; cytoplasm; lipid droplet
Molecular function (GO): triacylglycerol lipase activity
Source: RefSeq, a predicted model, not a curated record